Messenger RNA from Stegastes partitus (bicolor damselfish), 1601 nucleotides. It is a transcript of the gene josd2, whose product is annotated as Josephin domain containing 2. Bases 348 to 896 code for a protein of 182 amino acids. Gene Ontology annotation, biological process: protein deubiquitination. The transcript is spliced from 5 exons. Gene Ontology annotation, molecular function: cysteine-type deubiquitinase activity. NCBI's taxonomy places the organism in Eukaryota, Metazoa, Chordata, Actinopteri, Pomacentridae. The record is from RefSeq and is a predicted model, not a curated record.
CUGCGCUCCAUGCAGUACAGGGCCCGGACACCAGAGGGCGCUGCGGCACCGCGCCUCACUCCUCGGCUGGUGUUCAGUGUUCAACCAACCCGGCUGGUUAGUUAGCGCUAACUAACCCUCAUCUCACCCUGUCAGCGCUCAACCGGUCCAGCAGGAGCAGCUCAAAGUGGAGGUUUUCACCCACCGAGCAGCUGCGAGUCUGGAAACGGGCGUGACAACAACGACAACAACAACAAAACAACAACAACAACAACAACAGCAGCAGCAGCAGCAGCGGUGCUUCCUGGAUGUAGCUGUCCGCCUCCAGCAUCAGUUUACCGGAGAACCGCUUCAUCAGCAGCUUUAGUAUGAGCGAAGGAGAGGUGUUCCAUGAGAAGCAACGACUGGAGCUGUGCGCGAUCCAUGCACUCAACAACGUGCUCCAGGAGCGAGUGUUCACCAAGGAGACGGCCGACGACAUCUGCAAACGGUUGGCCCCUCAGUGCGUGGUGAACCCUCACCGCUCGGUGUUGGGGACGGGGAACUACGACGUCAACGUCAUCAUGGCGGCGCUGCAGAGCCGAGAGCUGGCGGCCGUGUGGUGGGACAAACGCCGGACGGUCCAGAGCCUGUGCAUGCCGAAGGUCCAGGGCUUCAUCCUCAACGUGCCAUCUCGGGUCUCGCUGGGCAUCGUGUCGCUGCCUCUGCGGCGCCGCCAUUGGCUGGCGGUGCGGCAGGUGAACGGACAGUACUACAACCUGGACUCCAAGCUGAAGAGUCCGGUGUGCAUCGGGGGAGAAGCAGAGCUACGGUCGUUUCUCAGCGAACAGCUUUCUCAGGACGUGGCCGAGAUGCUGCUGGUGGUGCGGCGGGAGGUGGAGGAGGACGGCUCGUGGCUCAGCGCCGACAAGAAGUGACGCCUUCGGACCGGACGAAGGAAACUCCUCUGGGAAAAUGACAGACUUUUUCUUUUUGUUUAUUGUUUUUUUUUAAAAACAAACACCUCGUUUUAAGAAAAUGUCUUCAGGGAAUGCACUAAAAGAAUCUGUUUAAUAUCGACACACAGAGGAAACCCAAAGAGAAGCAGAGGAGACGCCGCCUCCUCCACAACUGCUUGAUUGUAACAGCUGUGACUCGUGUUGCUGCGUUUUCCAGCCGACUCUCGGUACGUUUUUAAGCCGCUUUCCGCUGCAGGAACUUGUAGGUUGUUUUGGGGCGAACCGAACCUUUUGGAACCGGUCCAGUAGAACCAUUUUUAGGGAAGGAAAGAAAAUUCUGAGGCACUUUUUUCUGUCUGUUCUCUUUAACACAACAAACCUCCGUCGUUGUUUCCAGGGAUGCAAACGGCUCAUUGUUCAUCAGAUUUAACUGCUUUUAGAUCAAGUGCGUCGCCUUUAGGACUCAUGCAGGUACAAAAGUAAAGCAUGUGUUGGGUUUUAUGGCUGGACUGUUUAAUCUGAGGGUUGGUUCUGCGAUGGUUUGGCUGCAAAACAACAUUCAGAGGGAAAGAUGGUCUGAAGUGACUGAGCUGGUUUUAAAACACGUGUCUUCCUGUGUUCAGCCCCAACAUAUAUUUAUUUAAAAUGUUUUAUUCAGGGCUGCAGGUGGAUCAGUGGUUAGCA